Haliaeetus leucocephalus (bald eagle) is the source of this 1573-nucleotide messenger RNA. It is a transcript of the gene HABP4, whose product is annotated as hyaluronan binding protein 4. The transcript is spliced from 7 exons. Gene Ontology annotation, cellular component: nucleus; cytoplasm. Lineage: Eukaryota; Metazoa; Chordata; Aves; Accipitriformes; Accipitridae. The record is from RefSeq and is a predicted model, not a curated record. Bases 1 to 1095 code for a protein of 364 amino acids. Gene Ontology annotation, molecular function: RNA binding. Gene Ontology annotation, biological process: positive regulation of RNA splicing; positive regulation of translational initiation.
AUGAAGGGGCCGGUGGACAGCGGGGUGGCUGCCGUCAUGCAGGAGAACUUCGGUUGCGCCGUCGCCAACCGCUUCUACCAGCUGCUGGACGACGAGUCGGACCCCUUCGACAUCCUGCGCGAGGCCGAGCGCCGCCAGCAGCAGCGCAAGAAGCGCGACGAGGCGGCGGCCGCCAGGAGAGCCGGUCCCGGCGGCAGGGCGGGCGGCGGCGGCGGCAAGAGAGAGUCCCAGAAGGAGCGCAAGCAGCUCGGGAACCCCUCGGUCGCCGGGGGGCCGCCGCAGCCCGGCCAGAAGCGAGCACCCAAGGCAGGAGAACAGCAAGGGUUCAGUAACAGACGACUAGAGGUGAAACAAGACAAAACUGAAGGGAGACCAUCUUUCAGGGAGUACCGUACCUAUGAAACAGAAAGACAAGCGGAAUUCACGGUGGAAAGUCUUUUUAGACCAACUGAAAGAUUAGACUGCGGAAGGCCAAUAAGAGGUCGUGGCGGAGGAAGAGGUGGAAUGCGAGGUAGAGGAAGAGGUGGUGGAAUAAAUAGAAGUUUUGAUGGCUCUGAUCAAAGAGGAAAACAGGAAUUUGAAAGACGUGGGAAUGAUAAAACCGGGAUGGAACAGACUGCUCCUAUGGAAGAGACUGCAGAAAGAGCUGAGCAGCCAGGGGCAUCUGAAGGAGAGCCUCGGAACAAAGUUGCUGAAGGAGAGCCAAUGGAAGAAGUAGUUCAAGAAAUGACGUUAGAUGAGUGGAAAAAUCUUCAGCAACAGAAUCGACCAAAGCCUGAAUUCAACAUCCGGAAGCCAGAAUCCACUGUUCCUUCCAAAGCAGUGGUGAUUCACAAGUCAAAAUAUAGCGAUGAUUUGCAAAAAGAAGACUUUGAAGAUGAUUUUCAUGUCUUUCGAAGACCAGUGAAUGACAUAACAUCUCAGCUGGAUAUUAAUUUUGGGAGUCUUCCUCGCCCUGGCCGUGGAUCAAGAGGAGCACGAGGUGGUCGUGGUCGUGGCAGACAAGCUGAGGGGGCAGGACCUCGACCAGAAGUAGUGGUGCAGCUUGUUGCUCCAAAUCCUGAUGAUCCUGAGGAUUUUCCAGCGUUAGCUUGAAGAACCAUCAUGAAUGGUGGUAUCUCAAAGUAGCUUUGGUGCAACUGUGAAGAGACCAGUUUUAUGCUGGUGUGGAUAAAGAAAGUUGGUUUCUACUUGAAAAGCUGUUUGGGUGUUUGGUGUGGCAUGAUUGCAGCCCUCUGCUAAUGGAGUUGGGUUCUGGAGAUACCAGUGGACUGAGAUCCUUGUCACAGGUUCCAGUGUCUGCCUCCAUUUGUGAAAACUGUGUGAAGGCGUGCAGUACUUCACUACAAUUCUUCAAAUGAAGUUCACGAGUACAGUGUUUAAAAAUGUGUAUAUAGAGAUUAUAUCAAGUUCUCCAUGACACCAUGGUGAAAUGUAAACUGUACAAUAUGGUCUGCAGUUGGGACUCUAUUUCACUGUACAUUUGAAAGCCGCUUUCCCUGUUUCUUUGAGUGAAGUGUGUAUUUCACACAGUCACAAGCUGCAGUUCUUCAGAGUUUGGCAAAUAAAAGAA